AUGUUUCACGAUUUGGAUAAUUGCAAUGAUUUGCCAGAAAAAAAUGGGCUCAAUAACCCUUUCGUUCAAGCUUUAGUUGUUUAUGCUUUGAUUGAAUUAUAUGGUGAUAUGUCCGAUGGAUAUUUUCAAGACAAAAAAGUUACUACCUCUAUUGUUAAUGAAAUUCUAAGAACCUUUACUUUUCUUGGUGGAGAUAUUAUUAGAAAUAUUGACAAGCAUUGUAUUCGAGAAGCCAUUAAAAAAUCCCAUGAAUAUAGAAAAAUUUUCAAGUAUUUUAUUGAUAAUUGUUCAGGCUUCUCUUUUAAUGGAAAAAACUUUGAUCUUUCGCAAGAGGUACUAGAUACCGCUGGCUAUACUGCAUCAUCUUUCCGUUCUCUUUUAACAAAUGAUAGUUAUAAGUUACCUUCUCCAAUUGUUAAUAAAAUCAAUAGGGAUUUACCUCGAAACAUGCAACUUAAAACGACUAAAGUUAGAAUUAUAAGUAAUAUCUUUUUAAAAAACUGUGCUUAUUUAAAAGAUUUUAACAACAUAUUAACAGCAAAUACCACACGAUAUAGUAUAAACUCCAGAGCUAUGCAACUUAACUUUCGUACGGGUAACUAUCCAAACAAUGAUAAUAACAACCAUGAUAAUAAUGUUAAUAAAAAUAAUUGCAACAACAGGAAUAUAUAUAAUAAUAAUAAUGAUAAUGAUAAUAAUAGUAAUAAUAAUAAUAGUAUUGAAAAUAACGAUAGUACCGGUAAUAGUAACGAUAAUAUUUCUAAUAUUAGUAACGAUAACAGUAGAUACAGUAGCAACAAUAAUAGCGUGUCUAGUUUUGAUAGUAAUAAUAAUAAUAAUUCAAGGACUCCUUAUGGUAACAAUAACCAUAGGCAUAUCGACCAUAAUCAUGCAAUUUCUUUUGGUAAUAUUGUUGCUGCAAAUAAUGUUAACCCUUGUAAUAGGAAUAAUAAUGUUUCUGAAACGACGAAUCACGAUAAUGAAUCUAGUGUUAUUAGAAAAAAAAGAAGAAGAAGAAGCAAAUUAUGUGUUCUUGAAGAUCUUAUUUCCAAAAAGGUCGAAUCCUUUUUGAAUAGAACAGAAGAUACUGAUACUUUUACUAUGAUUUGUAAAUUUUUGGAGUCUGGAUUUAUUAACAGAUACGAAUACAAUUUGCUGCAUGAUAUUGUAAGUGAUACUGAUAACAAUUAUAACAUUGAGCUAUGUACAAUUAAUAAGAAAAGAAGAAGGUUUUUUGCAACAGAGAAUGAUUACACAAAAAGAGACAACGUGGUCAAUUUUUUACGUUCGAUUGUAACUGAGUUAAAAGCUAUUUAUCCAGAUUUUAAUAAUUUUUCAGUUUUAACUUCUCAUAUUAAUAGGGUUAAUUCGAAUAUAGAUACAUUCAAUGAAUUAGAAAAUACAAAUGAGUAUCUCAAUAACGCUGACAUUGAUGAAAAUAUAAACACGAAUGAGCAAGAUUCUGAACAAUUAAUAGAGCACACUUUGGAUAUCAUCCGGUCCUCCUUAAUAAUAGAAGAAGGUUUGGAAGAGCCUGACGGAAAUAACGAUGAUAACUGUUUAGAUCAGAGUAUUCACGAGUCGUCUCCUGGUGUUAUGCAGCCGAACGAAAAUGAUGUUGCCAAAGAUGGAAAUGUUGAAAACAAUGAAGAGGAAGAAACUGGAAAUAUGACCAGAGGAGCUCAAGAAGCGCCUGUAAAUUUUAAUAGUGAUGUUGAUAAUUCCAAUACUAAUGUAAAUGAUGAAGACAAUAACGGAUUCCAACAAGUAGCUGAGAAUUGUGUCAGUAAUAUUACUAAAAAUAUCACACCCAGUAGGAAUAGUCAAGGAAAAUCAAACAUAUCCUUUGCUCGUUCAAUGACUUCUGUCUCUGAAACAUCUACCAGAACUGCAAAAAAUUCAUUAAUAGGCGCUGUUAAUUCCAAUAUUACCACUAACUCAAACAGAUUUGAAGCUUUAAAUGAUAGAAGAAGUACUCCAGUUAAAACCAGAUCAAAAACACAGUAUUCUAACAACCAGGAAGUACAGAUAUCAUUUAAGGCUACAAAAAGAGUAACUAAAAAGAAAACUGGAUAA
Messenger RNA from Saccharomycodes ludwigii, 2076 nucleotides. RefSeq lists its product as uncharacterized. The record is from RefSeq and is a predicted model, not a curated record. The transcript has a single exon. The coding region runs from base 1 to 2076 and encodes 691 amino acids. Lineage: Eukaryota; Fungi; Ascomycota; Saccharomycetes; Saccharomycodales; Saccharomycodaceae.